Vespa velutina is the source of this 8609-nucleotide messenger RNA. RefSeq lists its product as uncharacterized. The coding region runs from base 3721 to 7542 and encodes 1273 amino acids. The transcript is spliced from 7 exons. Lineage: Eukaryota; Metazoa; Arthropoda; Insecta; Hymenoptera; Vespidae. The record is from RefSeq and is a predicted model, not a curated record.
UCACAUUCAUUCUUCGCGCGCCAUUUCUAUUGCAUUGUUUGCUAAGUAUUACUACCAAGUUCAGCCGUUUUAAUAUUUUUAGAUAAUACGUUGGUUUUUUUCUUUGGAUUUGCACUCGCUUUUCUAUUUGUUUUUACACGAAAAAAUGAAAGAGAGAGAGAGAAACAAAGAAAGAGAAAAAAAAAGAGAGAUAGAAAGAAAGAAAGGGAUAGAGAGAGAGCAAGAUAAGCGUCUACGAUCGAGUGGAUUCAUAGAGACAUUGUGUUCUUUCGAUAUGUGGUAGGCGGAACACGUGUACCUAUCGCAUAAACCGCGUGCUUCAACAACCUAAGAGGAUUUAUUUAAUAAUUAUCCAUGGAGGAACUAUAUUUGUGGUUACUGCCCCGCAACAAGGAGCCUACUUGAAUCGUUAUCAUUGUGAGUAAUUCAAAAACUUGACAAUUAUCUUCUGAAGAUUACGAUAAUAUUAUUGCGUAGAAUUUAUUAAUUCGUAAUAUGAUUCACGUCUGGUCGAUAAGGUAGCAAUUGUUUCGGUAGGAAAAAUUUGAAAGAUAAUAAUCAUCGAUCUAUUUGUACAUCUUUUAGCGAAGUUCUUUGUCGUAGAGAAAAGAAAAUAUUAGAUCAUACGAUCUUCUACAUGGAUGAUAGAUUUGAAUUUUAGAUAAGUCGAAGAUCAAUGGAAAAAACAUAAAAGAGUUGCAAGAAAUGUUUCUUCUAGACCAGCGAUGAGUAAGGUCGGCUAAUAUGCGAUGGCGUGACGGUACCGUAUUCGAUAAAAAAUUAAUAGCAGUCUAUGGGCGGAUCUGAAAGUUGGUACAAAGAAACUUUUCAAAACAACAUUCGAUUGCAUAUUUAAUGCGAUAACAUUGUAUCUCUUGUAUUGAUGGAUAUUAAUGUUGUUCGAAAUUGCGUGCAAAUUUUUUGUCGUACUGUAAAGGAUGUUUUUAUAUUCCUUCAUAAAGACGAACAUUAUCAGAAUACGUAUUCCUUCGAAGUUUCCUUUUAUUCUUCUCCUUGUUCCUUACAAAUUAUUUUCUAAAGGAAACAAUAUAAUAUUAUAUCGGCAAGAGUAAAUAUAAAAAGGACAACAUUUAUCUUAUAUUUGAAUUUUUUAUAUCGUCUCUCUUUUUUUCUCCCCCUCCCUCUUAUUCUCUCAAAUAUACAAGAUUAAGAAUAAACUAGGAGAUUACGUAUUAUUGAAUAUAUUAAAAUACGCCGUGUAUUUUAAUCACACUUUAAUGACGAAUAGAAUAGCGAAGUUUCACGCUUCAUGUUCGACAUCUAACUGAACGAAUUCGGUGACCCUUACACAGCAUCAUAGAAAGUGUUAUUACGUUUAUGCUAUACAUGGAUAAACUGAACAUAUCUAGCUAUUCGCAGUUGGAAGAGUUUUCAAACAUCAUUGUACAUUUAAAAUUCUUAUCCGUUAUACUUAACGUACGGUUUGAUAAAUUUCUAUUAGUUUGUAUUUUGAUUCGAGAAACGCAUAUAUAAAUAUUAUUAAAAAGGAUAUGUAAUGUUAUUUCAUUUUCCCAGUUUUUCUCGAACUUACAAAUGGAAGUACAUAAAACGAAUGAUAAUUACACCUUCUUAUUGUAGCAAUAUAUUUGUAACAUUAACAGUAGGAACUAUUUUUUUUUCAUUGCGUUCUAUUGACUAUGAAAGGAUAAACAAGUAGUUUGUCGUCUCUUAGCUCGGUAUUUAUUAAUGACAGUACGAGCUCGAUGGGAAGGCGGCAAUCGAUAAGCGUCUAGCUGUUAUUUAAAAUGCAUCUUACACAGUAUGGUAAAAAUGAUGUGGUAAGAAUGCACGUUUUAUUAUUGCAUUCUAAAUGUAAAAUCUAAAAUUACUUUAAAUGAUCACUCUAUCAAGAAUACGGAAAAAAAUAAGAAAAAUAUUAAAAGUGAAGAAACAUAGAAAUGAUUGUCAUUGUUACAAGUUCAUUGACUUUCACUUUGCUCUUAUAACUUGUCGUUAUCUUAAUUAUUGAAAUAUGCAACUUAUUUUAUAAAAUGUAUUACUUGCUGUAAAUGAUGUAGUAGAAUUCGAUUUCUCUUUUAAAAUCGAAAUUUUCCAUGCAUUUUGAAAACUUUUACAAAUGUGGAAAGUUAGUACAAACGUGCAAUUGGUCGGCAAACCAAUGCAUAAUUUAAUAUCUAAGGAACAAAGAACUUGAAUAUUAGAAAACUAGUCGAGGUGACGUAUUCGGUAUAGACGCAUACACUUUAUAUAUACGCAAAAAAGAGGAGAGGCAGAAAAGGAAUCGCAAUGGGAAUUAAACGUAAUAGAAUAUAAUGAGAAAUAGCAAGACUUAUUUAUUGUUGAUACUGCACGCAUAUAUAUAUAUAUAUAUAUAUAUAUAUAUAUAUAGAACGAUGUCUAUUUUUAGGAUCAUCGAAAAAAAAACUCGAUACUUAUUCUCGAAUCGAUGUAGGUAUAUCAUGGACUGUGUAAUAUCCCUCGUGCAUUCUUCGGAUAAUAUCGGCAAGUGAUCUAAUCAGAGGCGAGCCCUUUGAAAGAGAGGAUAGUUCUCCUUUAUAAUUUAUCAUACCACUUGUCAGUUUCCCACUUUCUACUUGGACAACAUCGAAGUGUAUACAUUUACAUGCAUACGAUCGUACUAUGUGUCGUUUUGCAUCCAAGUCUACUCUCCGGAUUGCUCAUGUUGUUUCGUGCGAAUGAAUAAGUCAAGAGUGGAGUGUCCCUCACAAGACGAUUUCCCCCUUUGCGUAGGUCACCUACAACUCCUCCCCAAUCGCCCUCGAUAAGGAUAGAAAACUUUAAGAAAUUUUCAAACGAUUAUCAUUUUACUUUUCGUUCGCUAACCGAAUGGCGUUUUUAAACUGAAAACGAAUGCAAACUAUUUUUCCUGUAUUCUUUAAAAUUUACAAUGAAUCUAAUUACUAGAUGCAAUGUAAUCAUUAUUCGAUAUAUUAAUCGAGUAAAAAAAGAUUAAAUAUUUAUCGAACAUUUAUCAAUUAUUGUUUAAUUAUUCGAUUAUUUGAUUAUUCGAUGAAGAAGAGGGAAGUUAUAACCCUUCCAGCACGCAUUGCCCUUCCAGUUGACACCAUUCCCGCCUGCGCCAACGAUAGAGCGUUUGCUGUUGGCCAAUUAAAAUCGCCUGUUGCAUAUAAAGGGGUUCCAUAUGCCAGGUUGGCAUUACGGAGCGUUAAAAAGUGGGAGUUAAAAAAGUCUUAGUAGAUUCUUUACUUUAUCAUCGGAUACGCACCAGGAUUUUGUCACUAAUAUUUGAUUCUCAUUGUUAAACAAGGAAAAACAAUUUUCGUUUUCUUUCUUUUUUUUUUUAUUCUUAACAUAUAGAUAGGGUCUGUUAUAGUCAUAAUAUAAUAAAAAUUUAUACAAGAUUUAUAAUGAAAAUAUAGAAUAUAAAAAAUUUUGUGGCACGUGAUGAAGAGCGAGAAAUCAGUUCUUUGAAUUAUUUCCUUUUCUGUUCCCUUCUUUUUUUCGAAAUUCGUCAAAAUUGCCUGCAAUUCGACUAAGAAGGCUUGCAUGUGAUACCUUAUUCGAUUACUACUUUCGAUCGAAUUGGUGCAUUUAUUAUCAGGCUAUCGACAGAAAAAGAGAGGAGAGACGCGUCCGUUAUCGUUCUUCGCUUUUUGAUAUUAACUAUUCAAAAAGUUCCUAUCAAAAUUUAGUUUCUAUACUUUCCUUUUUACCGAGAUCGAGUGACGUUCUUCGAUCGAAACUUGGUGAGCCUAAAUGCGCGGAUUUUUUGGAAUGCCUGGCGCGGAGAGGAGAUACAGAAAGAACAUUUCAAAAAAACAGUCUUGUUUUUCCAAAAUUCCUCGUGAUUCUUGUGAAUUCUCGAAAUCGUCUUGUUAUUCGACUGGAUUAGGCUCGAGAGGAGAGAUUGUACACGAGCAACCGAUCGUCGUGGAUUUGACUAACGAUGAAGCUAAACUAACGCGGAAAGAAAGAGAAACAAGUGCAAGUAGUUCAGAAGAUUACGAUAUGAUAGCUGACAGUUCGAGCAGAUUUCAUCGUGAUAAUAAUAGCAACAAUGUUAUAGCUACAGCAUUACGUGAUCGCGGAUCAUAUGUGAUUCCGGUUCAACCGAAUCAUUGCCUUCCUAUACAUCCAGCACCACCGGUUCCAACUCGAGCUGUACCUAUACUAAAAUCUCGAAAAUCUCGUUCUCCGGUAUUGAAACUCGUGAGGGCUUCGAUUUUAGACGUGGUCAACGUGGAACCUGCCAAAUCAACGAUUUUGGAAGCUAACGGCUGUCCGGAGGAAAAGAAGAGCGCUACUUUUUUUCUCGAACGAAAUCGAGAACAAAAGACUUCUUCAGAAAAAACAAACUCAGUGUUGCAAACGAAUCGUAACUCUUGUUCCAUCAAGAUCGUAGAUCGUCUUAAACGGAAGAUCACUGAUGAGAAAUCUAAGGAACGUGGAAAAGAUCUUACGAAGGAUUUGAAGAAAAGAAGAAAAUCUUCUGACAUUAACUCAGACGUUGGAUUCAACGAAUUAUUUACAAAUUCUACAGCUAACAUUGAUAAAGAAGGAAAGACAGAGCUCUGUAAUGAUAAAAAGUGUACAAUGUCGAUCGUGGGAUCAACAACAGAGAUUAAUUUUGGAAAAGAGAAGAUCGUACCACCGCUUCGAUUAAAGAAAGUCGUUCACGAAGGAAAAGAUGGCAAUCGUGGCAAUCCAGAAGUACCAUUAAACGGAGAUAAGGAGACCAAUUAUAGAAUAGUCACGGGUGCUACACCUCGUCCAGAGUCACAGUCUACUCCGACAAUUUGUGAAUAUUGGACCAGAGAAAAUUUCGAUAAUGAUGAUAACUUCGACGUUGCAUUGACAAGUUCGACCACUCAUGAUGUCGUCCAUCGAUCUUCUGUCAAGAGUGACAAUUAUAAAUUGAAAUAUAGACGCAAUAGAUUGAAACGAAAGCUCAAGGAAUUACAGGACAAAGCCUUAAAUCUAUCUCAGGAAAUAGCGAACGCGCCCAACAUUAUGAAUUCUAGUCCACAACGAAAUACAAGACUUAGACAAAUGAUGAACUGCUACGAGAAGCAAAUAGAAAAUGUUUCAAAGUUACUUAAUAAAUUAUACAACGAGAAUCCGCUAGCAAAUAAGUUUGUUGAUAUUGAUGAAAAUAAGAGAGAGCAUCAAUGGGACGACGAAUUCGUUCGAAACUUCUCUCCAAUUUCCUCACCAGAACCACCGAAACUGUCACCACGUUCGCCAAUAGACUAUCACAAUAAGUCACCGGAUAGCGUUCGAAGUAGUCCACCUGUAUUGCCCAAAGUUUCUUUAAAUAUUUCAUCGAACCUGGAUAUACUGGAUGAGCAUGACGCAGAGACUGUACAAUUGACAAACGAAUCAACCUGGAUUACGUGUGAGAAUAAUACAGCAGAAAUUUCGUCAAUGGCAGAUACCUUUUGUGAAGAAACGACAAAUCAUGAAUGGGAGUCUAAUAAUAAUACCAACGCAGGUAAUCGAUUGACAUCUCCAAUUCUUUCGUCAACUUCUAUCGACCCGCGUUCUUCAGAAAAUGUUGAAAAUAUUAAAAAUGGAGAAGUAUUUUUCAAUAAUAUUGGAGAAAUUGUAGAAAAAGAUAAAAUUAAAAUAAUGCAUGGGAAAAAGGAGACCAUGAAAGAAUUUUCUAAGACAAUAGAAGUUGUAUCAUCGAAUCACUCGAUUAUUGAAGAAAUGAAAGAGAUAAGAAAACAUGACAUACACGAUGCCGAUAGAGCAAUUCAAAUUAAUAUAAAAAAUCCUAUAAUAAGUUCCAUCACUGGAGGCUCCGAGGUACCACACACCGUGAGAUGUGAUCAAAUAGAUACAACUUUGCCAACGCCAUCUAUAACGAAAACACAAAUGUCAUCUUCGAUCGAUAUGAUGAAUAUCUUGCAAUUAGGAUCGAAUUAUGACUCUACGCUUUUGAAGAAAAAUGCUUCAGAAACUAGUAAAAUGGAAGACUCGAAAAAAAUACAGAAGGUACCAUCGAGUACGACGCAAUCAAGGAAGACCAAUUAUGACUCGAUAGCUUCGACUUUCAACCAAGUAGAAUAUCCUUUUACAGAUCAACAUUUUCCUGGUCAAAGUAGUAAUGAUAAUCGUAUCAUAACUGAACAAUUUCCUACGCUUGGUAACUGGGUGGCCAAAAUGUCGAAGAAGCAAGUUUCUAAGCAGAAAUCUAAAUUACAUACUGUGGAAAAUACUAUUAGUACCAUUUCAAUGGAAGAACCAACGCGUACUUCAAAGUUCGAUACGCACAAAGCAUCACUGAAUGAAACGAAUACUGCCAAUGGUAACAACGUGUUAAAUAUAACUUCACAAUGGAAUAAGGAGAGAUGGCAUCGUCAACAUCAUCAACAACAUCAGCAACAGCAAUUAUUUCAACACGUGUCUACUGGCACAACUCCUCUGUCCCUUCCAUCUACUACGACUCUGAAUUCAGGAAUUUGCACGCCACUCUCAACAACUCAAUUUUAUCCAAGUAAUUAUAAUAUUAAUCCGUACAGCGGAGCAACGUUUGGUUAUCAUUCUGCAUUAUAUCCUGUUUACAAUGGUUAUCCAUAUCAUUCCCGUUUACAUCCAGGAACACCUUUGACAAGUUACCAUAUACCUAUGCAAGAUCCUCUUAAUUCACCUUUACGUCCAUUGUCACAUGUUGACAAGCACUUAUCCUCUUUGCAAAAUCCAAACAGGAAUUUUACUUCUGAUAUUUUAAAAUACUCCGGAUCACUUCCCGCCGCUAGAUUUCAGUCACCAAAUGAUUUUGGUUUCGAUCGACUCAGAACAUCUACGAACAAUCAUAAUAGCGAAGCAAACUGUCUCUCAUCGCUAUUGCUGGCAUCUUCAUCUCUGUCAUCAGGGACGCAACAAACUUUACCACGUACAUCUCUUAGCGGAUAUUCGGCUAGCAAUAAUCAAUAUGGACGCAGCAGAAUAAUACCGGAUGUUGUAGCUGCAGCUGCAGCUGCUGCAGUAGUUGCAGCAGCUUCUAUCGGAAGACAACGUGCCUCUUUACCUUCUUAUAGCAAAUCUGCAAGUACAGGCAUUAAUGCCGUCAUGGAAGUGGAUCCUACUCGGCUAACUUCGAAUACUUCCAAUAAUCAUACUCGAGAACAUCUUUUGUCUAAUCAAGGACAAUCAAUUGAUGUUGGAAUGAAAGAGCCACAAUGGAACAGUGCUGGAUAUCACUCUAUACCGAAUUUACUUCUAGAAAAAUUACCUUUCGUUAGAACAGAACACAAUUUUCCUACAACUUCUACACUUUGUAAUAAUAUUCAAGAUUCACCAUCUAUAUCAACAGUUUCUUUUCCGCAAAUAUCAAAAAAGGUUUCUAGAAGCAUCGAAAGAGACUGUGAAACGCCACAUCUCGGUAAAGUAAAUAGAAGCCCCGAUACAUUAAGUAAUCUUAAAUGUUCUAAUUGUGGUGUAGGUGGAUCAAUGUUCAAAUGUCUUGGAUGUGAGGUAGCUUUUUACUGUAACGAAAGAUGCCAAACUCGACAUUGGAGUAUUCAUGUUGAAAGGUGUCCAAAAAAAAUGCCAAAACUGAAAAAAGUAGCAUAAAUUAUAUAUUAAAUAUAUUUUUCCGUAAAUCUCAUGUACUGUAAUUUUUAGUCAAUAUGUUUGCUAGUCUAUAAACGGGCAUGCAUAUCAUUACGCUGAUUUUCCUUAUGUGUUUAAAUUAACCUUACUUUUAAUCCUUGAAUAUACAAGAAAUAGUAUGUAGGUGUCGUUUUUCUAAAAUAGGAUUUUCAGUUUCUCAAAUUACGCUUGAAGCUAUAAAUUCAAUUAUUAUUGCGUGUCAUCCUUGCAUAUAUUACAUAUAUGCAUAUACACAAAUACGCAUACAUUCGCACAUGCACAUUUAUAUAUAUUGUUGUAUGUAUAUUAUGUAUUUUGAACAAUUUUCUAAAAACAGUAUAUAAGAGAAAAUAAUUCCUUUUUGAAAGUACAAAACAGAAAACAAUGCGCUUAACAAUACUCAAAUAUCAAUAUGCUCUAGUCAAUUAUUAAUAACAGCAAAAGCAUUUAUAUUUUACCUAUCAAAUGUUAUUUUAUAAAUAUAUAUAUAUAUAUAUAUAUAUAUAUAUAUAUUACUUGAUCUUUAUAUAUAAAUUUUCUUACUUUACUUAUAAUUAAUAAUCAAUUUAGUAAUCAUUAUCUAUAUAAUAAUAAUAAAGAUAAUCAUGAUUAUAGAAAAUAUAAAAUUGUAAGAACAUUUACGUUUUAAUUGAUACACUAAUUAUGCCUUAAUGGUUGUCUGGUUCUGAUGGUUUACAAUAUUAUUGAAUAGUUUGUGAGCUUUGUCAUAAUAAGGUUUAAUUUCCUGUUAUACUCUUUCCAACCAAGCGUUUAUAUCAGGCUAUUCUGCAUGUGGACCAUAUUUAAUUAAAUCUAGAGUUUACUAUAUAAUAUUUAUUGUAAUAUAUCUAUUUUAAAUAACAGAAUUAUAAUAAUACAAAUGUAAAAAAGUUGUGUAACGAAAAACAUAAUAAUAUAGAUUACUUAUAAACUCACAUAAUUGCUUCAGUCGAUAGGCUCCAAAUACGUCACUUAUACUAGUUUUACUGUUUAUAAGAAAUCAUUUCUUUUUAAUCAGAUAUUUUCUAUUAAAUCAAGACAAUUCAGUA